Dufourea novaeangliae is the source of this 973-nucleotide messenger RNA. RefSeq names its product kynurenine formamidase (gene KFase). The transcript has 8 exons. The record is from RefSeq and is a predicted model, not a curated record. Bases 1 to 963 code for a protein of 320 amino acids. NCBI's taxonomy places the organism in Eukaryota, Metazoa, Arthropoda, Insecta, Hymenoptera, Halictidae.
AUGUUUGUUAAUGUCAAUGCAGUGGCUGGAUCACCAAAUAUGGAAGACAACAAAUGUACAGGAACAUUGAUCAGUGUGUCAUCUGUGCAGGACCACGAGGUGAAGUACACACCGAGCAAAUGGAGCAAGAGGUUCGGGCACGAGGAGAUAUUGGCGCACUAUUACAAAUUCGCCAUGGCAGUUACGGAGAAGGCUCGUAAAGUCGUAAAACAUAAACUGGAUGUUCCAUAUGGGAGCACAGAUCGAACUAAGUACGAUGUCUACGGAACCAAUUUACCCAAAGACGCUCCAAUAUUCAUAUACAUCCAUGGUGGAUAUUGGCAAGAAGGUAGUAGAGAUGUGGCUACAUUCGCGGUGCCAGUGCUCGUGGGUAAAGGAAUUAGAGUGAUAACCAUUGGUUAUGACUUGUGUCCUCAAGUCAGACUCGGAGAUAUAAUAUCAGAGAUAAAGAUGGCCGUCGAAGAAAUUUUAAAAUUGGCUUCUGAUAACGGAAGCAGGUGCGUUUGGGUCGCCGGUCACAGUGCCGGUGCACAUUUGGCGAUGAGCCUUUUAUUCGACGAACCUUGGCUGAAUAAAAUGAUGACGCGAGAAUACAUGAACUUGUUGAAAGGUCUGGUCCUAAUAGGGGGUAUUUAUAACCUAAACCCUUUACUUGGUACCACUAUUAACGAUGCCUUGAAGCUUACGAAGGAUGAAAUUAAAGCAUAUAGUUUCAUCGAUCUGGACACCACGAAGCGCAAACCCAUUCAAGGACUGAAGGUUAUCGUGACUGACGGAGAAUGUGAUACACCGGAGUUCAUUAAUGAAUCACGCAAAUGCGCUCAGAAACUUGUCACCAUAGUGGAUGACGUUCAGUAUCUUCUGCUUCGCGAGAACGUUGAUCACUUCGACAUCGUGGAAAAACUCACGGAGCCAGAGUUCCUUCUAACGAAAACCAUAUUGGCUCACAUGUCUUCUAACUAACGCCGCAGGA